Molecule: messenger RNA, 972 nt
Organism: Mugil cephalus (flathead mullet)
Lineage: Eukaryota; Metazoa; Chordata; Actinopteri; Mugiliformes; Mugilidae
Product: olfactory receptor 6B2-like
Exons: 1
Coding region: 1-972 (323 amino acids)
Biological process (GO): G protein-coupled receptor signaling pathway
Cellular component (GO): membrane
Molecular function (GO): G protein-coupled receptor activity; olfactory receptor activity
Source: RefSeq, a predicted model, not a curated record
AUGACAAACAACAGUAGUGUGAAUCCUUAUUAUUUUCAGUUCACAACGUUUGCAGACUAUGGGGCCCUCAAAUAUCUUUUCUUCAUACUAUGUCUGUUGUUUUAUAUGAGUAUAAUCUGUGCUAAUGUUGGUAUAAUUACGAUAGUCUACCAGGAGAAGUCUCUGCAUCAGCCCAUGUAUAUUUUCAUCUGCUGUCUGUCUGUUAACGCUCUGUAUGGCUCAGCCGCAUUCUUUCCCAGGUUUCUGACAGAUAUUCUGUCUGACACUCAUUGGAUCUCACGUCCGAGUUGUUUCAUUCAGAUGUAUUUUAUCUACCUGUGUGUUUUAUGUGAUUUUAAAUUUAUCUCCAUCAUGGCCUAUGACAGAUAUAUUGCUAUUUGCCAGCCUUUAUACUAUCACAGUAAAAUGACACCUGGGAUAGUACGAGGUCUGAUAAUACUUACUGUUACCUCUUCUUUAUUUGAAUGUUUAUGUAGUGUCUUCUUUGUUGCUCAUUUAACUUUGUGUGGAUACAAGCUGGAAAGGACUUUCUGCUCUAACUGGUCUGUGGUAAAGCUCAAGUGUGGUAACAACUAUCAGUACGACCACAUAGUGGGUCAGGUGAUCAUAAUAUUGUUGUCCACUGGCAUCCCGUUCUUUGUCAUGUACACCUACCUGCGCAUUCUGAUUGUCUGCAUGAAAAGUUCGCGUGAAUUCAGGUGGAAGGCGUUUGAAACCUGUCUGCCUCAUGUUACAUCAUUUUUGGCGAUGAUCUUCUCUCUCUACUUUGAACAAUCAUAUAGUCGUAAUAAGCCUGAUAACAUGAAUCCAACCAUUGAAGUUUUUUCAUCGUUUGUAUAUGUGGCCCUUCCUCCCAUUAUUAAUCCUCUGAUUUAUGGAUGGAAAAUGCCACAAAUCAGAGCAGUGAUUGUUGUGAAGAGUGCGUCCUGCAUUCGAAUGUUAAAAGUCAACAUGCACAUUGUUAGCAGAUGA